AUGGGUGAGGUGACAGCAGAGGAGGUGGAGAAGUUCCUGGACUCGAAUAUUGGCUUUGCCAAACAGUACUACGACCUCCAUUACCGGGCCAAGGUCAUCUCAGACCUCCUCGGGCCAAGGGAGGCAGCCGUGGACUUUAGCAACUACCACCAGCUGAGCAGCGUGGAAGAGAGUGAAAUCAUCUUUGAUCUCCUGAGGGACCUUCAGGAGAAUUUACAGGCUGAGAAGUGUACCUUUAAUGUCAUGAAGAGGCUGUGCUUCCUCCUGCAGGCAGACCGUAUGAGCCUGUUCAUGUACAGGGCGCGCAAUGGCAUCGGAGAGCUAGCCACCCGACUCUUCAGUGUCCACAAGGAUGCUGUCUUUGAGGAAUGCCUUGUGAUGCCCGAUUCCGAGAUCGUCUUUCCGUUGGACAUGGGCGUCGUGGGCCAUGUCGCACAGUCUAAGAAGAUCGUCAAUGUCCCCAACACAGAAGAGGAUGAGCAUUUUUGUGACUUUGUGGACAACCUCACAGAGUACAAGACCAAGAAUAUUUUGGCUACACCCAUAAUGAAUGGGAAAGACUUGGUGGCCGUGAUGAUGGCUGUGAAUAAAGUAGAUGGAUCCCACUUCACCAAGACAGAUGAAGAGAUUCUUCUCAAGUACCUCAAUUUUGCAAAUCUACUCAUGAAGGUACACCAUCUGAGUUACCUGUACAACUGUGAGACUCGGCGUGGCCAGAUACUACUUUGGUCCGGGAGCAAAGUCUUUGAAGAACUUACAGACAUCGAGAGACAGUUUCACAAAGCCCUGUACACAGUCCGUGCCUUCCUCAACUGUGAUAGAUACUCUGUGGGUCUCUUAGACAUGACCAAGCAGAAGGAAUUUUUUGAUGUCUGGCCAGUUCUGAUGGGUGAAGCUCCUCCCUACACUGGUCCCAGGACUCCGGAUGGAAGGGAAAUUAACUUUUACAAGGUCAUUGACUACAUCCUGCAUGGCAAAGAAGACAUCAAAGUAAUCCCGAAUCCACCUCCUGACCACUGGGCUUUAGUAAGUGGUCUCCCCACUUAUGUUGCCCAAAAUGGCCUGAUUUGCAACAUCAUGAACGCAUCUGCCGAGGACACUUUUGCAUUUCAGAAAGAGCCUCUGGAUGAUUCUGGAUGGAUGAAAAACGUCCUUUCAAUGCCGAUUGUGAACAAGAAGGAAGAAAUUGUUGGGGUGGCCACGUUCUACAAUCGCAAAGACGGGAAGCCCUUUGAUGAAAUGGAUGAGACACUCAUGGAGUCAUUGACUCAAUUCCUGGGCUGGUCUGUCCUAAAUCCUGACACCUAUGAGUCCAUGAACAAACUUGAAAACCGGAAGGAUAUUUUCCAAGACAUUGUAAAAUAUCAUGUGAAGUGUGACAAUGAAGAAAUUCAGAAAAUCUUGAAAACCAGAGAGGUGUAUGGGAAGGAACCAUGGGAUUGUGAGGAAGAGGAGCUGACUGAGAUCCUGCAGGGAGAGCUGCCAGAUGUAGAAAAAUAUGAAAUCAAUAAAUUCCACUUCAGUGACUUACCCCUCACAGAACUGGAGCUGGUGAAAUGUGGGAUACAGAUGUAUUAUGAGCUCAAAGUAGUGGAGAAAUUCCACAUUCCACAAGAGGCACUGGUGCGAUUCAUGUACUCCCUGAGUAAGGGCUACCGCAAGAUCACCUACCACAACUGGCGGCAUGGCUUCAACGUGGGACAGACCAUGUUCUCCUUGCUGGUGACAGGAAAGCUGAAGCGAUACUUCACUGACCUAGAGGCCUUGGCCAUGGUCACUGCUGCCUUCUGCCAUGACAUUGACCACAGAGGCACCAACAACCUCUACCAGAUGAAAUCCCAGAACCCACUGGCCAAGCUCCAUGGGUCCUCCAUCUUGGAAAGACAUCACCUGGAGUUUGGCAAAACACUGCUGAGAGAUGAGAGUCUGAAUAUCUUUCAAAACCUCAACCGCCGACAGCAUGAGCACGCAAUCCACAUGAUGGACAUUGCAAUCAUUGCCACAGACCUUGCCCUGUACUUCAAGAAAAGGACGAUGUUCCAGAAGAUUGUGGAUCAGUCCAAGACAUAUGAAAAUGAACAGGAAUGGACACAAUACAUGAUGUUGGAGCAGACACGGAAGGAAAUCGUUAUGGCCAUGAUGAUGACUGCCUGUGAUCUCUCAGCCAUCACCAAGCCCUGGGAAGUACAGAGCAAGGUGGCUCUGCUGGUGGCUGCGGAGUUCUGGGAGCAAGGUGACCUGGAACGUACAGUGCUGCAGCAGAAUCCCAUUCCCAUGAUGGACAGAAACAAGGCAGACGAACUCCCUAAGCUUCAAGUCGGCUUCAUUGACUUUGUCUGCACCUUUGUCUAUAAGGAAUUCUCUCGUUUCCAUGAGGAGAUCACCCCCAUGCUGGACGGGAUCACCAACAACCGCAAGGAAUGGAAGGCGCUCGCUGACGAGUACGAGGCCAAGAUGAAGGCGCUGGAGGAGGAGAAGCAGAAGCAGCAGGAGGCCCAGCAAGCAGCCUCUGGAAACCAGCCUGGGGGGAAUCCCAAUCCUGGGGGCGCAACUGCAUCCAAGUCCUGCUGCAUCCAGUAGCCCCUCCAGGCUGCUGGUGGUCAGAAUGGCACCAUCCAUUCAUGGGAAGAGGUCAUCCAAGCCAACGGAAAAGUCACACACCUUGAGAAGUGAACGCGCCGCAGGAUUUGAGAGAUGAUGGAGAAUUGGCUUACAUCUCAUCUAGUGGAUUUUGAACAUUUUUUGUUUUUUAGCCUUGAGAACUGUCCAUUGAGCUAAAACCAAUAUUCUAAUUAGAUGUAAGAUUCACCUGCUUGCUUAGAAUCAUUUUCAUUCUUAUACUUUUGUUUAAUGUUCAUUAUAUAAGUUUUUGGUUACUCUCAAAGUAGAAAAUUAUAAACCAAAUCCCAGAUACCCAUCACCCAGAUGUGAAUAUCAAGAUUUGGCUACAUUUGCUUCAUCUAACUUCUUACGUUUCUUUUUCAACUUUUUUCUUGCUGAAAUACUUAAAGGUAAAUUCCUCAUAUCUUUUCACUCCUCUAUUACAUCUUGAAAGGACUAAGGGCAUGUUCCAGCAUAAGCAUGUAAUCACAUGCAGCACAUGAACAGCUCAUGCCCCAUCAUGGUGGACGCUGUGAUAGUCAUGCAGGUCGGUCUUGGAUGACAAAGUCCUUCUAUAAGGGACAUGGGGCCCCAGGAACUGUGAGCGCUGUCCUCAGACAGCCCUCAGUGUCAGCCCCUUCAGGGUUUUCCUCAGGCACAGGGACACUCUUUGUAUGUCCCAGAGUGGCCUAUACCCAGUGACUAAUUCAUGCCAGGGAAGCCUGGUCAUCUUGGCCCAACAUAGGACAAACCUGCAAGGCCAUUCUGGCUCCAGGCCUCCUGUGGGGGUCCAUCGGGCUACUGCUAAGUUCCCAUCAC
Sciurus carolinensis (gray squirrel) is the source of this 3420-nucleotide messenger RNA. It is a transcript of the gene Pde6a, whose product is annotated as phosphodiesterase 6A. The record is from RefSeq and is a predicted model, not a curated record. Gene Ontology annotation, biological process: signal transduction. Gene Ontology annotation, molecular function: 3',5'-cyclic-nucleotide phosphodiesterase activity; protein binding. NCBI's taxonomy places the organism in Eukaryota, Metazoa, Chordata, Mammalia, Rodentia, Sciuridae.